AUGGCUCCUGUGCUGACAGCCAGGCCUCAAAAGCAAUCAGUGACAUUCAAGGAUGUGGCCGUGGAAUUCACCAAAGAGGAGUGGCUGCAGAUGACCCCAUCUCAGAAAAAGUUGUACAGAGAUGUGAUGCUGGAGAACUAUAGGAACUUGGAGUCUUUGGGAUUUGCAGUUUCCAAACCAGAUGUGAUCUACCAUUUGGAAAGAAAGGAAGCAUCUUGGAUGCCAGAGGCAGAUAUUCCCAGAAGCAGCUGUCCAUGGAGCAGAGAAUUUACUGGCGAUAAACAUCCAGAAGAUAAUGAAUGUGGGAAGGACUUCAAAGAUAAGACAUAUUUGUUAAAGCAUCAGAGAUUUCCUAUGGGAGAAAAUCCGUAUGAAUGCAGUGAAUGUGGGAAGGCCUGCAGGGGUAAGACUCAGCUUACAGAGCAUUACAGAAUUCAUACUGGAGAAAAACCAUACGAAUGUAGUGAAUGUGGGAAGGCCUUCAGAUAUAAGACUGGACUUACAAUGCAUCACAGAAUUCAUACUGGAGAGAAACCUUACGAAUGUAGUGAAUGUGGGAAGGCCUUCAGAUAUAAGAAGGAACAUACAGUACAUCACAGAAUUCAUACUGGAGAAAAACCUUAUGAAUGUAGUGAAUGUGGGAAGGCCUUCAGAUAUAAGACUGGACUUACAAUGCAUCGUAGAAUUCAUACUGGAGAGAAACCUUAUAAAUGUAGUGAAUGUGGAAAGACUUUCAGGAUUAAAAUACACCUGACAGUGCAUCACAGAAUUCAUAGUGGAGAGAAACCUUAUGAAUGUAGUGAAUGUGGAAAGACCUUCAGAUAUAAAAGGGAACUUACAGUGCAUCAUAGAAUUCACACUGGAGAGAAACCUUAUGAAUGUAGUGAAUGUGGGAAGGCCCUCAGGGGUAAGACAGAACUUACAGUGCAUCAGAGAAUUCAUACUGGAGAGAAACCUUAUGAAUGUAGUGAAUGUGGAAAGGCCUUCAGAUAUAGGAUUCAACUUACAGAGCAUCACAGAAUUCAUACUGGAGAGAAACCUUAUGAAUGUAGUGAAUGUGGAAAAGCCUUCAGAUAUAACACACAUUUUAAAAAGCAUCACAGAAUUCAUAGUGGAGAGAAACCUUAUGUAUGUAGUGAAUGUGGCAAGGCUUUCAGAGACAAGACACAAUUUACAAUGCAUCACAGAAUUCAUAGUGGAGAGAAACCUUAUGAAUGUAGUGAAUGUGGGAAGGCCUUCAUUACCAAGAAGCCCCUUGCUCUGCAUCAGAGAAUUCAUACUGGAGAGAAACCUUAUGAAUGCAGCGAAUGUGGGAAGGCCUGCAGGGAUAAGACUCGACUUACAGAGCAUUACAGAAUUCAUACUGGAGAGAGACCUUAUGAAUGUAAUGAAUGUGGGAAGGCCUUCAGGAGUAAGUCACACCUUACUGUACAUCAGAGAAUUCAUUCAGGAAAGAAACCUUAA
This is a messenger RNA of Trichosurus vulpecula (common brushtail), 1464 nucleotides long. RefSeq names its product zinc finger protein 501-like. The transcript has a single exon. Lineage: Eukaryota; Metazoa; Chordata; Mammalia; Diprotodontia; Phalangeridae. Bases 1 to 1464 code for a protein of 487 amino acids. Gene Ontology annotation, biological process: regulation of transcription by RNA polymerase II. Gene Ontology annotation, molecular function: RNA polymerase II cis-regulatory region sequence-specific DNA binding; DNA-binding transcription factor activity. The record is from RefSeq and is a predicted model, not a curated record.